Messenger RNA from Nothobranchius furzeri (turquoise killifish), 4534 nucleotides. It is a transcript of the gene sox4b, whose product is annotated as SRY-box transcription factor 4b. The record is from RefSeq and is a predicted model, not a curated record. NCBI's taxonomy places the organism in Eukaryota, Metazoa, Chordata, Actinopteri, Cyprinodontiformes, Nothobranchiidae. Gene Ontology annotation, molecular function: RNA polymerase II cis-regulatory region sequence-specific DNA binding; DNA-binding transcription activator activity, RNA polymerase II-specific. Gene Ontology annotation, biological process: anatomical structure morphogenesis; cell differentiation; positive regulation of transcription by RNA polymerase II.
UUGUAUUCUGGAAUGAGGUCAGACACGAGGCUUCUCAUUGCACGCGCUGAUUAUUAUUAGAUUCCAUUUUUAACCAAUAGGCUGCGAGUGGGCGUGGUCUACGAGCAGAGGCAGGGUAGCGACAGCAAGUGAUUGGUGGAUUUUUAUCACCGUUGUAUCAGGAAGGGAUAAAUGCAGGCUAGGGGGGCCAGAGUCUGAAGGGGUGCUUGAAACGCGACUUGCAGAUGGAAGGCGGGCAGUGUGACUCGCUUUAGCUUCAUCUAUUUUUCCUCUCUCCCCUGUUCUUACCCCAGCACAGGAGAGGAGACAGAGCCCUGACUUUAACUUGUGUGGAGGUGCCUGAGAGCGCAGCGUGGCACCCAGGCGCUCUGAAGCCGCAGAGGCUAUGUUCUGUCAUCACACGACUCUGCUGGGUUUCUAACACUAGGGAAACAGACUGAGAACGCGAUUACCGAGUAGCAGACGAGAUCUGCUGCUUUUACCACCAAUCCAACCUGGGAGUAAAACUUUUCUAUGCAUCUAGCCUUUUUUCAGGCUGAAGUUGUUCCCUGCGCAUCUCGGGAGUGCAUAUUUCUGUUUGCGUUCAGCUCCGUGCGUCAGCGUGGGAGAAAAGAGCUGAGUUUGCUUUAAAGUCAACCAGAGGACCAAAGGAGAGAGGGUGAUACAGUGCAACUAACCCCGCUCUCCCUCUGUGUGUGCGUGCGUAAAAGUGGACAGCAUGGUGCAGAAAAUGAGCCACACAGAGAGCACCGCCGAGGCGCUGUCCUUCUUCGCCGGGGAUUCCAGUUCUGACUCCGGGGCGUGCAUGGAUCUGGACCCGGCCGCAUCGCCUCUCUCCCCGGGCUCCACAGCCUCCUCCACAGCCGGCGAGAAGUUGGGAGACAACCCGGCAUGGUGUAAAACUCCCAGCGGUCACAUCAAGAGACCUAUGAACGCGUUCAUGGUGUGGUCCCAGAUAGAGAGGAGGAAGAUUAUGGAGCAGUCUCCGGACAUGCACAACGCGGAGAUCUCCAAGCGGCUGGGGAAGCGCUGGAAGCUGCUCCGAGACAGCGACAAGAUCCCCUUCAUCCGAGAGGCGGAGCGGCUCCGGCUCAAGCACAUGGCGGACUAUCCCGACUACAAGUACCGGCCCAGAAAGAAGGUCAAAUCGAGCGCAUCCAAGCCCGGCAGCAGCAGCAGCGACAGGGGGGAGAAAGUUAGCAGCAGCACCAGCACCAAGACGUCCUCAUCUUCGAGGAAGAGUGGAUCCAAAUCACCCAGCAGCAGCAGCAAACCCCAAAAACCACUCUUCGGCAGCAGCAGCAGCACCAAAGCAUCCCUGUUCGCCUCGGACCCGUCUGAACCCCACCACAACUCCCUCUACAAGUCCAAGUCCGCCUCUUCAGCAGCGAGGCAGAUACCGGAGGGCAAGAAGCCCAAGCGGGUGUACAUGUUCGGCAGCAGCGCGGCCAGCCUGAGCGUCAGCCCCAUGUCCUCCGUGGUAGUCCCAGCCAGCCCGACACUCAGCAGCUCGGCCGAGUCCAACGAGCCGCUCAGCCUCUACGAGGACGCGGCCAGCGGCAGGGAGGAGGGCGCAGACUCUCCCGGCAGCAGCGGCAGCUUCGGCGGCCACGCAUACACCAGCAGCCGGCGGGCUUCCUCCCCCACUCCCUCCGGCUCUCACUCCUGCGUGUCCUCCCGCUCCUGCUCCUCUUCCUCCUCUUCUUCGGAGGAUGAGGAGUUCGAGGACGAGCUGCUCGACAUCAACCCGAGCCCCAGCGCCGCGAGCAGCAUGCCGCUGGGGGGAUUCGGCUCCUCGGUGCUGGACAGGGACUGGGACUUGAACGGCGAGUCCAUCUCCGGGGGGUCGCACUUCGAGUUCCCCGACUACUGCACGCCUGAAGUCAGCGAAAUGAUUUCCGGGGACUGGCUGGAGUCCACCAUCUCCAACUUGGUUUUCACGUACUGAGAAGUUAACCUGAGACCGAACAUGACGGCCAAAAGAAAUAGGGGUUCCUGCGACGCGGCGGGGGCAGACGGUUCGAGUUUGCCCCCCAGUUGCCCCCCCCUAAGAGCUGCAGGUCUCUGGAAGCUCAAGCUAUCAAGAAAACCACUUGGUCUUCACUUUCUGUGCACGGAGGGAUUCGGUACAACCACAAGUUGAAGCAGUGCAAAAAUAAAAAAAUAAAAACAAAGGAGGCCAGAGAUGCAGACAGCCAGGUCCUGGACUGGUUCCAAGUCAAAAGAACUAAACUGUGAUUGAUUUGCACGUUACCGCACUUCUCUUAAUCAAUGUUGUUGCUGAUUUUUGAAAGAAAAAAGACAAAAGGGACAUUUCACAACUUUCUACCAAUCGCCAAGUGAACUUCACCUCCGAAAAGGUACAGAAAUGGGACUGACGCGCGUCAUUUUUUAUUGUGGUGCCAUCAGGAGGCUUUUCUAAAAAAUACACAAAAAAUAGAAACCGAGGUGGGUUUAUGUUUUUUAAGUCUGUUAUUUUCUCAAAAGCAAAAAAAAAAAAAAAACAAAAAAUAAAAAAAGUAAACCUGUUAAAAGCAUGAUAGCCUACUUUGUUCCUGUGCUGAGACUUUCUGUGAGGCUGUUAUUACUAGUAUUAGGGUUAUUUAAAUGGAUCGGUGCCACUCGCUUUGGUUCUCCUUUUUCUGUUUUUGUCGACGGAAGAAAAGGACUUUGAAAUAAUCACCAGCUGUUGUAAUUUUUCAGGAUUCAGCUGCAAGUCUUUGCUGAACUGUACAGAUUUUCUCUCUGUGUGUUUAUCAGGACCAAAACUCUCCAAUAGCUAUAGAGAACCCACCGGUGACUUCCCCUUCUCCACCCUCAGAGCUUUGUUUUCUACAUGAUGCCAUUUUCUAUGGGAUGUUGUAUUUAUAUACUGGGACGUUUUUUUAUUUCUCGUACGCCAGAUCUAGUCCUGAUUUUGAUUUCUGACGCCGGUUGUUUGUCAGUAUGUCUGUGUCUGUCACAUUUCCUUCUCAGGCGAAGGGCUAGAGUUUAAAAACACAACUUUUUCAUUUCUUUUUUAUAUUUAAAUGUACACACUUUUGGACACUUGAAAGAGAGGAAUCGGUUUGAUUAUUUUCUCAGUGUAUUUUUGUACAAAUCUAUAUAAAAAAGGGGGGAGUCAAGAAUCGGUGUGUAGCCUACUAAUACAGCUGUAUUGGAUUUCCUUGUUUUUAAUACCCUGGCAGGCUGGUUGUCAUGCUGCCUUCAAGUGCUCAUGGUAAGCUCGUAUUAACAAGCUCUGUUGCCUGUUUUUUGAGGACAAGCAGCAGAACAGACCUUUUAACACUGUGGUGCCUAUUGUUUGAUGUUUUUCCUUCUUUCUUUUUUAAAUCAAAGGCACCUUGCCACUUUUUUGACAGUUAAAAAGAGCUAAUAUGAAUCAGGUGUGUAAUUUGUGUUUAACUUCACAAAAAGAGAGAAAACUUUCUGCAAAUGUUACCAGCAAUUACUCUCAAGACUUCUUUGAUGUCCAGUCCCUGAACAUCUGCAGCACAGACGUGUCAUACGUUAUUAGGAUGCAAUUACGUUUUUUUCCGACAGCACUUGAAAGCAGCAGCGGUUCUUUUUCCUAUCAGCCCCCUCAGCGUUUACAGCUCCAGACUGCAGGUUUCUUAAAGACACAGGAACAGCUCGUUUUCAGAGGCUGCUCCUGUGCACCAUGUGGGGCUUUACUGUUGCAGAACAGCCACCUGCUUUUUUCUUUUUUUUUUUUUUGCAUUUCACGUCUAAUCGUCUUUGCCUGUGACAACAAUUAGAAGAUUUAAAUUUGACUCGCUGGUGUUUUCGUUCACUGAUAUCACGUUUUCGCCUCCUGCAGCCUCCGCGCUCCAUGGGGCUGCUGCAAACAACAAAGAUGACAACAUGAUUCAAAUUUCUGACCUGAGUUGCGCAACGCCUACUUAGUACUGCGUUUCUCAUUGUAUUUGAAUAUAUAAUCUUUUCUACUUGUCAGCUAACUACUAGCUAAUUGUUUUAGUAUCUUUAUGGCAUGGUGAAUAGCAUUUGUAUUUCAGAUUCAGGUUAUUAGCUGUUGUGUUUUUUCAACAAAAGGAGAAAAAAAAGGAGAAAAAUGUGGAAACAUGAACUUGAUCUUUGUAUAUUUGACUGUACCAUAAAGCAAAAAGAUUGUGUGUUUAUGUACGUCGUUGCUACCGAGGACAGGCACUGUUUAGAACUGCUAUCUUCUACACAUCCUUACUUACAUUUAAGGUGGUCAGUUCUGACUGUUUUUUAUAUAUAGAUAUAUGAAAGCAUUUUUAAAUAUAUUAACUUUAUUUUUCAUCCAUCCUGUGCAAUAUGCUGUGUAGAAUUAUCAUUUAUUGUCUCUAAUCAUGCCAUUAACAAAGUUACCAUCCUUUCUUUGGUUCUUUUCUGUUUUUAUUUGAGACUCAGAGGAGGGUAGGGGGGGUGACAACGACUCAUGCCAGCUAAAUUGUGUCCAUUCACUGCCUGUCAGAUUGUUGAUACAAACUUGUGUACAGAACUUUUUUCAAGGAAGGAAAUAAAUAUCAGCUGGAACUGAAACCUUUUA